Molecule: messenger RNA, 597 nt
Organism: Aspergillus caelatus
Lineage: Eukaryota; Fungi; Ascomycota; Eurotiomycetes; Eurotiales; Aspergillaceae
Product: guanylate kinase
Exons: 5
Coding region: 1-597 (198 amino acids)
Biological process (GO): purine nucleotide metabolic process
Cellular component (GO): cytosol
Molecular function (GO): GMP kinase activity
Source: RefSeq, a predicted model, not a curated record
AUGUCAACCAGUGCUGUGCAAAAGUUUCGCCCAGUAGUGGUAUCGGGCCCCUCUGGUGCUGGGAAAUCAACUCUACUAAAGCGACUGUUUGCUGAAUAUCCCGACACCUUUGGGUUUUCUGUUUCGCACACCACCAGAGCUCCACGGCCGGGCGAGCAGCAUGGGCGCGAAUAUUAUUUCACAACCAAAGCGGACUUCCUGGACCUUGUGAGCAAAAAUGGGUUCAUUGAACAUGCGCAGUUUGGAGGGAACCACUAUGGUACCAGUGUCCAGGCCGUGAAAGAUAUUGCAGAGAGGGGUAGGAUUUGUAUCCUCGACAUUGAGAUGGAGGGCGUGAAGCAAGUGAAGCGUACCGACCUGAACGCUCGCUUUAUGUUUCUCGCACCGCCGUCGGUUGAAGAACUAGAACGGAGAUUGCGAGGUAGAGGUACUGAGUCCGAAGAGAGCUUGAGUAAACGCUUAGCACAGGCCAAAAAUGAACUCGAGUAUGCCAAGGAGCCUGGCGCACAUGACAAGCUAGUUGUCAAUGAUGAUGUGGAAAAAGCUUAUGUUGAGUUGAGGGACUGGAUUGUCGACAACGGUAAAUUUGGCGCCUAG